Trachymyrmex cornetzi is the source of this 576-nucleotide messenger RNA. RefSeq lists its product as uncharacterized. Bases 1 to 576 code for a protein of 191 amino acids. The transcript is spliced from 4 exons. The record is from RefSeq and is a predicted model, not a curated record. NCBI's taxonomy places the organism in Eukaryota, Metazoa, Arthropoda, Insecta, Hymenoptera, Formicidae.
AUGCUGAUUAAUCGUCUCCGUCAUUUUAUUUUGCUCGGCAUUUUUGUGCGUUGCUUUGAAGAAUCGACAGUGUCGUCGAUGACGUUCUCGAACGACUCGCUAGUAAGGUCUGGGAGAGACGUCGGAACUAAGUAUCUGAUAUUUCCUCAAGGCAGCAACGUUCAACUCGUCUUCUGUCUAACCAUAAGCACGUAUGCAAAGCCCCAAGGAAUGUUUACCGUUGGUACUACCGCCGGGCUUGCGUGGGAACUACCCUACAGAAAUACUAUGCUGUACGGGAAGCCAGCUGAGGUUUAUCAUCGUCGGAGCAGAAGAGAGCUGUACCAUAAAGUGGAGCUAAUGCUAAGAACCCAGGGGAAGGACGGUAAGGCCUGCGUUCUCAAAGCAAUCUGCAAGGCUGCUGGGCGUAGGCGCGAAGACGUCGGGAAGAGAAGCUUCCUCGAGGAAACCCUACACGUUAUAUUCACCCUGCCUGGAGGACAGUAUGACAUCGAUCCGAUGACCGAGUACGAGCGAGCGUAUCACUUGGGCGAGAAUUGCGACGAGAUGCACGCCAAGUGUCCAGGUGUCUUUUGA